This is a messenger RNA of Galleria mellonella (greater wax moth), 1863 nucleotides long. RefSeq lists its product as uncharacterized. Gene Ontology annotation, molecular function: hormone activity. NCBI's taxonomy places the organism in Eukaryota, Metazoa, Arthropoda, Insecta, Lepidoptera, Pyralidae. The record is from RefSeq and is a predicted model, not a curated record. The coding region runs from base 56 to 322 and encodes 88 amino acids. The transcript has 3 exons.
CGAUUGGAUCAGCAUAGUGUUUAGCACAACAUUAGUUAGUUGUUAAAACAGUGAUAUGAAAACAGUGUAUUGUAGAGGCGUGUCGGUGGUGGUGGUGUACAUGGUGGCGGCGGCGCUGGUCUCCGCGCAGAUCACCUUCAGCCGCGACUGGACCGGGGGCAAGCGGGCUGCCCCACAAAUCGCGCUCGACUGCGGACAGUUCACCAGGCUGUGCCGGCACUUUGUGCACGAGUUAAAGCAAGCGAUGUCGACUGACAUGUCAUCGAAACACCGCCGCGACGAACCGGACAAAGUGGCACCCAUAUACGAUGAUGAGAAAUAGUCCAACACUACCUUGGGGCUUAACACUAUCUUGUAGACAUUGUCAUGAUGAGGCUGAAUAUGUUUUCUAGCUUAUUAGCGAUUAUUUGAUAUUAAUGAAUCUAAAUUCAAAGAAAAUAUAAAGCUCUUUUUUAUGUUAGAUUAUAUCCGUUAUUAGAAUCAACUGACGAUAAAUAUUUUAUUAACUUAUAACUCUUAUUUAAUUAUCCGUAACGUAUCAUAAGCUUAGGAUGAAGUUGGGAUAAUAUUUCUUAAUCCAUAGAGAUACGAUUGUCAUUGCAAUGUGACUGGCCAUAUUUAAAUUGGAACUUGACUGGCUGGAAAUAGUACUCCGAAUUCAAAGUGGCCAGUUACUUCUAUACCAUGCAUACAUUAUAAAAAAAAAAAAAAUUGUAAAAACGCGCAAAAAGUAUUGUCGUUUGCAAAUUUUAAAAACUUUCUUACUUUUUUUUGUGUUUCCAACAUCAUCAAUAUAUCAAAUGGCGCAAGUGUGUGUGUGCAUAUCUGCAAACAUAUUUAAACCGUCCCGAGAAUAAGAUCUUUAUUGUCACAGAUAAUAUAAUUUAUUGUUCUACUAAUUAUUAAUUAUUGAGUCAUUUCACAUCUGAGCUCAAUACUUCUUACAUAUUUUUUUUACAGUUGCUCUAUUUGUAAACGGUAUGUCAAUCUUAAUCUAUGUUUGCAUAGUUCGAUGUAAAUAUACAGAUAUGCACUUGGGGUCGGUUAUAUUAACAAAACGCUUAAAAUAUAAUUUCCUUAAUUGUAACGAACAGUGUUUUUAUUCUAGUCGUGACUGUAAUGUAAAUAUAAUAAAUAUUUUAUGAUUUAAGUCAAUGAAAACUCUAUUGAGUAUAAAUCUACACUUAGCUUACACUAGCCAUAUUUUUUUUAUACCUACAUCAUUAAUUGUAAACCAACAUUAUACAUAUUUAAUAUAUAACAUAGGUUUACAACUCAGGUUUAUAAUUUAUAUUUUGGUCCUAUUGUAAUAAUUUAUUUGCAAAACUAAUACAAUUGUAAGAACUUAUAGCUCUAUACUUAACUGUAUUAGAUGUACUCUUAGUCGAUAUAGUAAGAUAAAAUAGUAAAUAGUAUAGAACUGUUAAUUCUUAUGCACCGGUAUUAUUAACUUUUAUUAUUAAAUGUUAUGAAUAUAUUUUAUUAAAAAUAUUUAAAUUUGUGGAAAUUAUCAAUUAAUAUUUUAGGCACACUAUUAUUUUUUUCGGCUGGUAUUUAAUAUGGCAGAAUUAAUUAAGUUCACCACUACGUGGGCAGUCGAUUAUUUCUAUAAAUGUAUUUUGUUAUUAAAACUAUUUUUUAUUUACCUAUUUGGAAUAAAGAUUCAUCAUUGCCGUGGUGCAUCAGAAUUGAGCAAAUAAUAUAAAAGUCCUAAGUACAAUUUCUUGUAUGAUGUCAUUUGGUGUAACUAACAAUUGAAUGCGCGACAAACUUAUGAUAUAUCUCGCCCAAGAGAUUCUGACGUUGUGAAUAAAAAUAUUAUAUAGUAACGAACUAAAGUCAAUGCAAAUAAAGCAGAUUUAA